AUGUUUGUUAGUAAAACAACAAAAAUUAAAACUCCUAUUCAAGCAUCAUUAACAUUAACUCCUAUGCCAAUACCAAUGUCAACAUUCUAUCCUUAUCCAUUUUCCUUUUAUAAUUAUAAUUCUUCUCCUAAAUUUUCUUCACCUUAUCCUCCUUCAGUUUCUAAUCAUAAUAAUUCUCAAAUAACUAAUAUAUCUAUACCAACAAUUCAAAAAUUUUUAGAAGAUUUGGAUGAAGAAUUUGGAGUGGGAAAGUUUACAAAUUAUUCAGAUAAUUUUGUUGAUGAAUCAAUUGAUGUGUUAGACAUUCUAGAUUUAGAAGAAAAGGAUUUUGAUAAAUUAGGCAUUACAAAUAUUGGAAUUAGAACCAAAUUA
Molecule: messenger RNA, 372 nt
Organism: Funneliformis geosporum
Lineage: Eukaryota; Fungi; Glomeromycota; Glomeromycetes; Glomerales; Glomeraceae
Source: the annotation of a GenBank genome assembly